Molecule: messenger RNA, 2741 nt
Organism: Dipodomys ordii (Ord's kangaroo rat)
Lineage: Eukaryota; Metazoa; Chordata; Mammalia; Rodentia; Heteromyidae
Gene: Meis2
Product: Meis homeobox 2
Exons: 11
Coding region: 196-1632 (478 amino acids)
Biological process (GO): positive regulation of cell population proliferation; positive regulation of transcription by RNA polymerase II; embryonic pattern specification
Molecular function (GO): RNA polymerase II cis-regulatory region sequence-specific DNA binding; DNA-binding transcription activator activity, RNA polymerase II-specific
Source: RefSeq, a predicted model, not a curated record
GAAAAAAAGAAAAAGAAGAAAUAGCACAGGGGGGGAAAACUUGGUUCUCUAGCCUGGGGUCCCCCCUAAAACGAACGUAUUGGAGAAGCGGCAGAAGCCUCCUCGGCCGGGGCAGCGUCCUCAGCCCCGAGCACGUUCUCCCCGGCCUGGGACUAACCGCGCGGCGCAGCCCGGAGCCGAUCGGAGCGCAGACUGAUGGCGCAGAGGUACGAUGAGCUGCCCCACUACGGCGGAAUGGACGGAGUAGGGGUUCCCGCGUCCAUGUACGGAGACCCUCACGCGCCGCGGCCCAUCCCUCCGGUUCACCACCUGAACCACGGGCCGCCGCUCCACGCCACGCAGCACUACGGCGCGCACGCCCCGCACCCCAAUGUCAUGCCGGCCAGCAUGGGGUCCGCUGUCAACGACGCCCUGAAGCGGGACAAGGACGCGAUCUAUGGAUUAAAAGUACUGAAGUCCGCGUCCGAAAGCCGUCUCCCCGUCCAGCGGCCAGGCCUCCUCCAAGGCAGCCGCGUGGCGCUUCGUAUUCUGGUUGAAAAGGUGUGGGGUUUGCCUGGUCCCCUGCGGGUGUCUUCUCCCCAGCCCAAUUCCUUCAGCACCCCCUACUCAGGGCCUGAAGAGUUCCAGAACCCUGACAGUCUUAAACUUUACUUUCAGAUGAUACAAGCAAUACAAGUGCUAAGGUUUCAUCUUCUGGAGUUAGAAAAGGUGCAUGAACUGUGUGAUAACUUCUGCCACCGGUACAUUAGCUGUUUGAAGGGGAAAAUGCCCAUCGACCUCGUCAUUGAUGAAAGGGAUGGCAGCUCCAAGUCAGAUCAUGAAGAACUUUCAGGCUCCUCCACAAAUCUCGCUGACCAUAACCCUUCAUCUUGGCGAGACCAUGAUGAUGCAACCUCAACCCACUCAGCAGGCACCCCGGGACCCUCCAGUGGGGGCCACGCUUCCCAGAGUGGCGACAACAGCAGUGAGCAAGGGGAUGGUUUGGACAACAGUGUAGCUUCGCCGGGCACAGGCGACGACGACGACCCAGACAAGGACAAAAAACGCCAAAAGAAAAGAGGCAUUUUCCCCAAAGUAGCAACCAACAUCAUGAGAGCGUGGCUCUUCCAGCACCUCACGCAUCCGUACCCUUCUGAAGAGCAGAAGAAACAAUUAGCUCAAGACACAGGACUAACAAUUCUCCAAGUAAACAACUGGUUUAUUAAUGCCAGGAGGAGAAUAGUGCAGCCCAUGAUUGACCAGUCGAAUCGAGCAGUGAGCCAAGGAGCAGCGUAUAGCCCUGAGGGCCAGCCCAUGGGCAGCUUUGUGCUGGACGGUCAGCAACACAUGGGAAUCCGGCCUGCAGGUUUGCAGAGCGUGCCCGGGGAGUACGUUUCUCAGGGCGGUCCCAUGGGAAUGAGUAUGGCACAGCCAAGCUACACUCCUCCCCAGAUGAGCCCGCACCCUACUCAGUUAAGACACGGACCCCCAAUGCACGCGUAUUUGCCAAGCCACCCCCACUACCCCGCCAUGAUGAUGCACGGAGGACCCCCCGCCCACCCUGGAAUGACCGUGUCCGCACACAGCCCCACAGGGCUAAAUUCUGUAGAGCCCAGUGUUGGUGGGCAGGGCGUGGAUGUCCAUGCCCAGUAGUGGAAGGGAACUCAAGGGAAAAGGAAACACACGCAAAAACGAUUUUAAGACUUUCUGAACUUUGACCAGAUGUUGACACUUAACAUGAAAUUCCAGACAGCUGUGAUUCUUUUUUACUUUUGUCAUUUUUCAUCAAGCAACAGAGGACCAACACGACAAGAACACAAAUGUGAACGAAACCAUGGGCUCCCUGAGACAAUGCUGUCCAUGGAAAGAUCCUCUGGAAGAAGACUCUGAGAGUUACAACUACUGUAGUAUAAACGUAGGAACUAAGUUAAACUUGUACAUUUCUGUUGAUCACUCCGUUACGUUGCCUCAAAUAGUUUUAGAAGAGAAAAAAAAAUAUAUCCUUGUUUUCCACACUAUGUGUGUUGUUCCCAAAAGAAUGACUGCUUUUGUUCGUCAGUGAAUUCACUACCCAGGAGAGACUGUGGUGUAUUUGAAAGCUGUUGGGUCAUGCUGGAGGCAUGACGGGCACGGGGGGACCUCGUCACCCCAACUCCAGCUUCAAGAAUGUGUUUUCAUGCCCAGCCUUCAUUCCUCCAUAAACCUGUCCUUUAGUUUCAGACAGAUCUUUAUAUAGUUUGCGCUUCAUAAGCCAAUUCCUGUUAUGAUUUCGGGGGACUCUUCUCUGAAGAGCUUACCAGUGAAGAUGCACACCAAGCGGGGCUCCUUCAGGGCCUAGCCCAGCCGUGGACAGAAAAACCAGAAGAUGGGUAGCUUUCCUCCACACACCCAGAAGCUAGGAAGCAGGACCUCCUCAGACACUCAACCCUCGGGGAUACAGAGGAGUGCGCGUGCGCGAGACUGUAACAAACUCCCUACAGAGUUCGGUCUAUUCAUUGUUCCAUGUUAGAUAUUCUAUGUGUUUACCUCAAUUGAAGAAAAAAAAAGAAUGUUUUGCUAGUAUCAGAUCUGCUGUGGAAUUGGUAUUGUAUGUCCAUGAAAUCUUCUUUUCUCAGCACGUGUUCCUCACUAGAAGAAAAUGCUGUUACCUUUAAGCUUUGUCAAAUUUACAUUAAAAUACUUGUAUGAGGACUGUGACGUUAUGUUAAAAAAAAGGUGUUAAGUCACAAGAUGCGGUAAUAAAUAUUUCAUUUUUGAUUUUU